GCGGAUGGGCUCAGACCGAGCGAGGGGGCAGAGGCGCGCGGACCCUGGACGCUCUCGCGCGCUCUCUCUCUGUUAUUUUAUUUCCCAUCGCUGUCAACGCGUGUCGGGACCACCUCUCCCCGCGGUGUGAGGCCAAGUUGUGGCUGCUGGUGUCGUAUCGGUCGGCGCGCGAGCGUCAGGUUUGUUUUGCGAGUUUUUCGCACAGUUCGCUCCGCGAGCGCAACAACUGCGUCGGAGCCCAGUUUGGAUUAAGCGGCGGACGCGCGUUUGUUCCGCGCAACCCACGGCGGACUGGUGUAAAAGUUCUGGAUCGGCAUCCACGCGCACUUCGCCGUGUCUUUUAGGUAUGCCUGUGAGCGCCGGCGCGUCUCCGGACAGGUAACCAGGUGUGCUGCUGCUGCUGCUGCUGUCAUGGCCGCUCCUUCCCUGAGACUCUUCCCUCUCGCUGUGGCUGCAGUCCUGGUGGCGCUGGGAUCAUCUUCAGAAAAUCCGUUGAAUUUUAACCCAGCUCAGUGUCGCUACGCCCUAGGGAUGGAGGAUGGCACCAUCCCAGACUCUGACAUCACCGCAUCCAGCGCCUGGUCGGACUCCACCGAGGCCAAGCACGGGAGGUUAAGUAACGGAGAGGGGGACGGGGCGUGGUGUCCUGCAGGCGCCGUUUUUCCCAGCGGAUCAGAAUAUCUUCAGAUCGACCUGCGUAAACUCCAUUUCCUGGCUCUGGUCGGCACCCAGGGCCGGCACGCUGACGGACACGGCCAGGAGUUCGCCCGCAGCUAUCGGCUCCGCUACUCUCGAGAUGGAGUGAAGUGGAUCACCUGGAAGGACCGGUGGGACCAGGAAGUGGUGUCUGGUAAUGAGAACACCUACGACAUCGUGCUGAAGGACCUGGGCCCCCCCAUCGUGGCUCGCAUGGUGCGCUUCUACCCGCUGGCCGACCGCGUGAUGAGCGUCUGCCUCCGCGUGGAGCUCUACGGAUGCGUGUGGGACGAUGGGCUGAAGGCCUACACGGCACCGGUGGGGCACGUCAUGCAGCUGCCCGGCAUCUCCGUCUACCUAAACGACUCCACGUACGAUGGGAGCACGGAGCAAGGGAUGCAGUUCGGAGGCCUCGGUCAGCUGUGCGACGGCGUCUUAGGAGGAGAUGACUUCAUACAAACCAAGGAGCUGCGGGUGUGGCCCGGGUACGACUACCUGGGCUGGAGCCGGGAAGCCCUUGGGCAAGCCAGCGUGGACAUCGAGUUCCACUUUGAGAAGCCACGCGUCUUCUACAACAUGCAGGUGCACAGCAACAACCGGCACACGCAGGGCGUGCGAGUCUUCAGAGGGGUGGAGUGUGACUUCAAGCCGGGCAUCCUGCUGCCGUGGUCGUCCCCCGGCCUCAGCCUGCUGGUGCCGCUGGAGGACCUCAAGGACCCCUCCUCACGGCCCAUCUCCAUCGAGCUGGACGGAAGAGUGGCUCAGAUCAUUCGCUGCAGUUUCUACUUCGGCGACCGCUGGCUGCUCAUCAGCGAGAUCUCCUUCUUCUCCGUGCCGUUGGAGGAGAAUGUCGCAGCGCCGGAUUCAUUCGCCCCUAAUCCUCCAAAGAACCCCGCCGCCAGCUCCUCUCCUCCUCCUCCUGCUAACCACACCUCCUCCUCCCCUCCCACAUGGAGCCACCGGUCCUCCAGCUCCACCGCCAGCCCUUCUGAGGCCCCCGCCACCUCCACCUCCACCACAGCCGCCUUCAUGACGGACAACGGCACUAGCUGGACGCUGUCAGAACUCGUGACGCUCAAGUCCGGGCUCCCGGUGGCCAAGGACGACAGCAGCAACACGGCGAUCCUGAUCGGCUGCCUGGUGGGCAUCAUCCUGCUGCUGCUGGCCGUGAUCGCCGUCAUCCUGUGGAGACAGUACUGGAAGAAGAUCCUGGGGAAGGCUCAGGGCAGUCUGUCCAGCGACGAGCUGCGGGUCCACCUGUCGGUGCCCUCGGACAACGUGGUCAUCAACAACACGCACAGCUAUUCCAGCCGCUACCAGCGCAUCCACACGUUCCCCGACGAGCGGGAGCGCGAGGGCGAAGGCGAGUACCAGGAGCCCAGCGCUCUGCUGCAGCCCAGGAACCAGAGGGACAGCACCGCCUUGCUGAUAAACAACCCGGCCUAUCACCUGCUCCUGUCAGAUCACAGAAAGGCCUCAAGACCCUUAGUCGUCCCCGCCACCUGUCAGGCUCAGGAAAAGAGCCUUAAUGUGCCCCAGGCGUGCGGUUUGGACGUGGAGAAGGGCGCCCACCCCGUCCAGGAGGAGCCUCCCCCCUACCCCGGCUCCCCUCCCUACCCCUCCCUCUCUCCCCCCGUGUCUCCGCCGCUGCCUCCCAGCGUCCCCCACUACGCUGAGGCCGACAUCGUGAGUUUGCAAGGCGUCAGCGGCAACAACACCUACGCGGUGCCCGCCUUGGCCUCCUCCAGCCCCGGAGCCGACGCCGCGCCGCUGUCGGAGCUGCCGCGCCACUGUCUCAUUUUCAAGGAGAAACUGGGGGAGGGCCAGUUCGGGGAGGUGCACCUGUGUGAAAUCGAGAGCCCUCAGGACCUUCCCAACCUGGAGUUUCCCUUCAACGUGAGAAAAGGUCGACCCCUUCUGGUGGCGGUGAAGAUACUGCGCCCAGAUGCUUCCAAGAACGCCAGAAACGAUUUCCUGAAAGAAGUGAAAAUCUUGUCUCGCUUGAAGGACCCAAACAUCAUCCGGCUCCUGGGAGUGUGUGUGAGCAGCGACCCCCUGUGCAUGGUCACCGAGUACAUGGAAUGUGGAGACUUGAACCAGUAUCUGUCCCAUCGAGUGCUGCUGGACAAGACGGGGCCCUCGCACAACGUCCCCACCAUCAGCUAUCCGGCGCUCAUCUCCAUGGCCAGCCAGAUUGCGUCGGGCAUGAAGUUUCUGUCGUCCCUGAAUUUCGUGCACCGCGACCUGGCCACGCGUAACUGCCUCGUCGGGGGGGAGAAGGGCGAGGGCGGGGAGGAUCAGGGCGGAGAGCGUCACAUCAAGAUAGCCGACUUUGGCAUGAGCAGGAACCUGUACGCCGGCGACUACUACAGGAUCCAGGGCAGAGCUGUGCUGCCGAUCCGCUGGAUGGCCUGGGAGUGCAUACUCAUGGGUAAGUUCACCACGGCCAGCGACGUGUGGGCCUUCGGGGUCACUCUGUGGGAGAUGCUGAGCGUUUGUCAGGAGCAGCCGUACUCCAACCUCACAGACGAACAAGUCAUCGACAACGCCGGGGAGUUCUUCAGAGACCAGGGCCGACAGGUGUUCCUGAGCAAGCCAGCUGUGUGCCCCCAGGGCCUCUAUGAGCUCAUGUUGAGCUGCUGGAACAGAGACUGCAAGCUCCGUCCAUCCUUCGCCGACAUCCACUCCUUCCUCACAGAGGACGCCAUGAACAUGGUGUAGGGAGAGACCCGGAGAAACUUAAACGGAACCACAACGUUGGCGCGUCCUUGCUACAGGGUGGUGGCGGUGGUGGGGGCACAGGAGGAGGGUGGCUCGCUUGCUUUUAUAUUGUGUAGCCUACAUUUCGGUGGAGGGGCCUGAGACGCCGCUGGUUCGGUUUAUUUCCACUUCAGACCCCAAAACUGACCCCAGCUUUAGACGGGCAGCAGUGAUUUAACAGUGGCUGGUGGUGGGUGCAGUCUGCAUAGAAACCUACUCUCUCCUCUCUGAUUAGAUGCAGUAAAUGUUAAAGGGGGGUUAAAGAUAAAUUAAAUACUCGUACAAACUAUGACUGUUAAUAAGCUUGGAAAUAAUCGAUAGCCAGUGUCCAAAACACAUUUUGUCCUAGUAUUACUACAGUAAUUCAGAAGUAAAACCAGCUUAAUAAAAGGUGGUAUGGCCAAAAUUGUAGAAAAUGUGUAAAUACUUUAGACUCAGCCCCAAACUUCAGCAUAAUGGACUCACAUCCACAGCUGUGGGUUAAUGUGAAAUGAUGUGGACCAGACAAUAGCGCCCCCUUUCUGCCCUGUGAUGAAGUCAAGCUCUCCACCACCCACGUCCGCUUCCUCCUGGUUAAAGGUUUCAAACCCUGUCUUCGAGUCACACAGGGAAAAAGACGAUUCUCCCUGGCGUCUGGCGACGCGGCGUCUCGCGCCCGCUCAGGUGCUUUUGUUUUUGCUUUUGACACAGAUACGCAGGACAGAUGUCACAUUUCAGAACCAAAUGCACUUUAAAGCCCCAGCCAUGUUAAACUCUGAGGGACCUGACUCCUGUCCAUGUGGAAUUUAAGGUGGUUUACCCACGUUUAUUUCAUGGAUCACAGGACAUCAUCCAUUUGAAAUCAUCUCUCAGCCAUUGUAAAACCAUCCACCCAUCCCUAUUUCAGCUGGAGCCCAGCAGCCAGUGGUGAGAGGCAGGGUACACCCUGGACACGUCACAGGGCCACUGCCAAACCUUUAGAUGUAAAUGAUUAUUUUGAAAGGAAUGGCAACAAUUCAUCUCACUUUAAAUAUAAAUAAUGCUUCUUGUUCUGAUACUCUGAUGUGUUGAGCCAUGUUUACUCAGAUAAUCUGUCUUCAUUUAUUCAAAUGCAAUACUGUAUUGUUAAAAACACAGGAAACUGAGUUCUGGGUGUAAAUGUCAACCCCUACAUUAUCUCAUGUUAGUACAUUAAGCUGACCAUGGUAGAAAGACUCUACCUUACAAAAUGUAUAGCACUGUAAAUCAGUCAUGAGAUCAAGAUUAUCAAGUAGUAUGUUUACUGAUCACGGUUUUUCCAUUUGAGUCAUUUUUGAUACACUGUAGUUCAACUAAACCCGUAUUUUUAUAUAUACUGUAUGUUCUUUGACAUCACUGAUGUCUGGCUUCAUCUGUCUGAGUCUGAAGUUGAUUUAUAGUAUGUACAUAUUUUAAAGGACAGAAUUGUAAUUUCCUUUUACUAAUAUAUAAGAGCUCUUUUACAUGUGGGGCCCUCUGUAGAACGCUUGCUACCUUGAUGCCACUGUCAUUCAUUGUGUAUAUUUUUGUAGAUGUUUUAAUAAAGUUAAUCUUUUGAAAUAAA
This is a messenger RNA of Betta splendens (Siamese fighting fish), 5017 nucleotides long. RefSeq names its product discoidin domain receptor tyrosine kinase 1 (gene ddr1). Bases 412 to 3417 code for a protein of 1001 amino acids. Gene Ontology annotation, molecular function: collagen binding; protein tyrosine kinase collagen receptor activity; ATP binding. The record is from RefSeq and is a predicted model, not a curated record. Lineage: Eukaryota; Metazoa; Chordata; Actinopteri; Anabantiformes; Osphronemidae. Gene Ontology annotation, cellular component: signaling receptor complex; membrane. Gene Ontology annotation, biological process: protein phosphorylation; cell surface receptor protein tyrosine kinase signaling pathway; multicellular organism development. The transcript is spliced from 20 exons.